AUGAACAGCCAGACUGGCCCUUGGGGGACUGCCCUGGCAAGCGCAGAGGCCCCUCCAAUACCUCCAAGCUGCAAAAAGGCAGGAAGGGAAGACCUCGGCCUGCUCGGCGCAUCAGCAUUCAGAGGAGAGGAGGUCCACGAGGCUCGCUAUUUUGGGGCCAACAACCCCUGUGCUCUGAACUCCAGUCCGAAUGGGGAUUCACCCCACACUCAGCUACCUGUGGGCGCUGACCCAUAA
Pelobates cultripes (western spadefoot toad) is the source of this 237-nucleotide messenger RNA. NCBI's taxonomy places the organism in Eukaryota, Metazoa, Chordata, Amphibia, Anura, Pelobatidae. The record is from the annotation of a GenBank genome assembly.